Molecule: messenger RNA, 765 nt
Organism: Tachysurus vachellii
Lineage: Eukaryota; Metazoa; Chordata; Actinopteri; Siluriformes; Bagridae
Product: C-type mannose receptor 2-like
Exons: 4
Source: RefSeq, a predicted model, not a curated record
AUAAAGAAUUUUGCUCAUUCUCAUCCAGAUUGAGAUUUUAUUUCCAUCAGCUAGCUGUCCAUCAUGAAGCUGAAUCUUUUUCUUCUUCUGCUUCUCACAGGACUGGUCCCAGUUGCUAUCCUACGAACUGUCCUUCACAAAUAUCACCUGAUAAUGACAGGGGUGACAUGGCCUGUUGCACAGAAUUACUGCCGGGUGACUUACAAUGAUCUGGCAACAGUCGUUAGUGAUUUUGAUUGGCUAAGAUUGAAGAAAGAAACAGCAGACAAAAAUCUGGCAACAUUUGCCUGGGUUGGAUUAUACAAUGAUAUCAAUAGCUGGCGCUGGUCCUUAAACAACCUUCCACUGAAGAAUGUCACUUAUACAAACUGGUACUCUGGAGAGCCUAAUAAUCUCGGUGGAAAUGAAGCAUGUGGUAUCAUAAGUAGUGGUAAUGCAUGGUGGGAUUUCCCAUGUUCAGGACUAAUUCCCUUUAUCUGCUAUAAUGCUAAUUUCAGUGGUGCUGCCCGGUUUAUUGGCAUCACUACACCUCUGUCCUGGCCUCAAGCUCAGGCUUACUGUAGAGAACAUCACACAGAUUUGGCCAGCGCUCUUAACAGUUCAGACCAAAACAUGUUAUGGCAGGUGAGGAAUAUCCAGGGUGAUUCCUGGAUUGGGCUCUACAGAGACACAUGGAAGUGGUCAGAUGGAACCAUCGCUUCAAACCUCCCAUGGGCUCCUGGACAACCUGAUAAUGAUUAUGGCAAUGCAAACUGUGCAGUGGCU